UAUUUAAAGGGAGUAUAAACAAACAAAAUUGGGUCAGUGACUGUCUGCACACAGAGAGACUCAGUCGUUCAGUAGAGAAGCCAGUUAGUUACUCUUAUAACUCCGCUCCACCUGUUCCAAAGUUGAAUCUUUGAAAAAACCCAGAACUCAGAUUCACCAUAGGACUCUUAGAAUCAUCAUCACCAUCGCCAUCCUUUUCCUUUUUGGGUGUAAAUGAACUGAGGAAGUUUUCUGGUUCAAGCAAAAUGGCAAUGGAUUCUUUGCUUCUGGGCUCCUUCUCCACUCCUUCAUUACUGACAAAAGGUGGGAAUAACUGGAGAAGGGGCAAUCUCAAGAAAUUUAACUUUUCAGGUUCAUAUGCGGCAUACAACGUAUCAAGGUUUAGAGCUUGGAAUGUGAGAGAAAAACAUUGCUGUACUGGGUUACAACCCAGUUCAUUGAAGCAUUGCACGAAAGGUAUUGAAACAUCUAUAUCCUACCAGAGACCAAAUAAAAGAUUCCUGGUUAAUGCUGCUGAUGGACGACCUCUUGAAUCGGAGCCAAAAAAUGUUUUGAACUCUGUUAAAGAUUCCUUAGAUGCUUUCUAUAGGUUUUCUCGACCACAUACAGUCAUAGGCACGGCAUUGAGCAUAGUCUCAGUUUCCCUACUUGCAGUUGAGAAGCUUACAGACUUUUCUCCAUUAUUUUUUGCUGGGAUGCUGGAGGCUGUUGCAGCUGCCCUCUUAAUGAACAUUUACAUUGUUGGUUUGAAUCAGUUGUAUGAUAUUGAUAUAGACAAGGUUAACAAGCCAUAUCUUCCGUUGGCGUCAGGGGAAUAUUCAAUUCAAACUGGUGUCAUGAUUGUCACAUCCUUUUCUGUUCUGAGUUUUGGCCUUGGAUGGAUUGUUGGCUCAUGGCCAUUAUUUUGGGCCCUAUUCAUCAGUUUUGCAUUGGGAACUGCUUAUUCAAUCAAUGUGCCCCUUUUGAGAUGGAAGAGAUUUGCUUUAGUUGCAGCAAUGUGCAUUCUCGCAGUUCGAGCAGUGAUUGUUCAACUAGCUUUUUUUCUUCACAUGCAGACCCAUGUCUUUAAAAGGCCAGCUGCCUUCUCAAGGCCUCUCAUCUUUGCAACUGCAUUUAUGAGCUUCUUCUCAGUUGUUAUAGCAUUAUUUAAGGAUAUACCUGAUAUUGAUGGAGACAGAAUUUAUGGCAUCCGAUCUUUUACAGUGCGCUUGGGUCAAAAGCGGGUGUUUUGGAUAUGCAUUUCACUACUUGAAAUUGCUUAUACAGUUGCACUUUUAGUAGGAGCAUCAUCUGGCUUCUUGUGGAGCAAAGUCAUUACGGUAUUGGGACACACAAUUUUGGCUUCAAUACUCUGGACUAAUGCCAAGUCAGUUGAUUUGAGCAGCAAAGCUGCAAUAACAUCGUUUUACAUGUUCAUAUGGAAGUUAUUCUAUGCUGAGUAUCUACUUAUACCACUGGUGAGAUGAAGAUGGAAAUACAUCGUGAUGAGCUAGGACUUUUUUUUUUUAGAAAGAAUAAGAAAAAUUAUUUCAUGGUGGAUAUAAAUUGGCUGAUCUAUAAAAUGAUGUAUGAAGGAACCUUGUGUAGUGAUAAGUGUUUCAUCUAUGAAGUUAAUUUAGAUAUUGAUAAAUUACUUUGUGAUGAAGAAGGUAAAUUUAGGAUCCUUAUAUCAUGCAUUUAAUAAUAAGAGAUCCAUGGUCUGCCA
Humulus lupulus (European hop) is the source of this 1705-nucleotide messenger RNA. Its product is annotated as homogentisate phytyltransferase 1, chloroplastic. The transcript is spliced from 13 exons. Gene Ontology annotation, cellular component: membrane. NCBI's taxonomy places the organism in Eukaryota, Viridiplantae, Streptophyta, Magnoliopsida, Rosales, Cannabaceae. The record is from RefSeq and is a predicted model, not a curated record. Bases 246 to 1466 code for a protein of 406 amino acids. Gene Ontology annotation, molecular function: prenyltransferase activity.